AUGCCGUACCUCGACGACGGCUUCGAGGCCCUGCUGGAGCCCUUCUACAACGGCAAGAAGCUCACGGAUCCCAUCUCAACCCAGGAAGACAAAUUUCAACUGCUGCCCGCCUUUCUCAAAGUCAAGGGCUUGGUGAAGCAACACAUUGACUCCUACAACUUCUUCGUCGACCAUGAGAUCAAGGACAUUGUGCGCGCGAACCGCACCAUCCGAAGUGAUGUGAACAGCUCCUUCUGGCUCGAGUUCACGGACAUUCGGGUCGAGAGCCCAAGCCGACUUGACUUUAACGAUGCGCGUGCACACAGUGAGGUGACUCCCAUGGAGUGCCGUCUGCGCGACAUGACCUAUGGCGCUCCCAUCUUUGUUGACAUCGCCUACAUCCGCGACAAGUCCAAGAUUGUCCGCAGAAAUGUGCCCCUUGGACGGCUGCCCGUCAUGCUCAAGUCAGCCAAGUGCCGUCUCAACGGUGCUUCGAACAAGGAGAUGGCUCUCAUGAACGAAUGUCCUCUCGACCCUGGCGGCUAUUUUAUCAUCAACGGCACGGAGAAGGUCAUCCUGAUUCAGGAGCAGCUCAGUAAGAACCGUGUCAUUGUCGAGGCUGAUGAAAAGAACAACAUCAUCACCGCCUCUGUGACCAGUUCUACCCACGAGCGCAAGACCAAAACCAAUAUCACGCUGAAGAAAGAUCGCAUCUCCCUCGUCCACAACGUCCUCGUGGAACCCGCGCCCAUUGUCAUCGUUCUCAAAGCUCUGGGUGGCCUGUCUGACCUCGAAAUCAUGCAGCUUGUUGCUGGUGAUGACGGAAGAUACCAGGAUGAGUUCACCGUCAACUUUGACGAGGCGACAAAGCAGGGUGUCUAUACCCAGCAGCAGGCCCUGGAGUGGAUCGGAUCGCGCGUCAAGAUGGGCGGCAGGGGCAGGUUUCAACCCAACUCGCAGGCCCGGAAGAACAACAUCGAGGAGGGUAUGGAUGCGUUAUCCAACCUUAUUAUUGCCCACAUACCCGUCGAGGGCCUCGACUUCUACCCCAAGGCCAUCUACGUUGCUUUCAUGACGCGCCGUGUUCUCAUGGCCCAAGCCAACAUGAGCCUCGUGGAUGACAGGGAUUUCGUCGGAAACAAGCGACUCGAGCUUGCUGGACAGCUGCUCUCUCUUCUUUUCGAGGAUUUGUUCAAAAAGUUUUGCGGCGACGUCAAGGCCAGCAUCGACAAGGUCCUGAAGAAAGACAACCGCGCCGUGGCCAUGGACGCCGUCACCAUGAUCAGCAACCACGCCAACAACAUUGGCCAGGGAAUCAACCGGGCGAUCCAGACGGGCAACUGGACCGUGAAACGAUUCAACAUGAACCGAGCCGGCGUCACUCACGUCCUGAGUCGUCUGAGCUAUAUCAGUGCCCUGGGUAUGAUGACGCGCAUCAGCAGUCAGUUUGAAAAGACGCGAAAGGUCAGUGGACCGCGUGCGCUGCAGCCCUCACAGUGGGGUAUGUUGUGUCCCUCGGAUACACCCGAAGGUGAGGCUUGCGGUCUGGUCAAGAACCUGGCUCUCAUGACGCAUAUUACCACCAACGCCGAGGAGGAACCUGUCAAGCGUUGGGUUUUUACCGUGGACGACAAUGUCGAACCCAUCAGGAACUUCUCCGGAAGUGAGAUGCAUCGCGAGGGAUCUUAUAUCAUCCACAUCAACGGCACACCGUUUGCGCUUACCAAGUUCCCGAAAAGGUUCACGAACCGCUUCAGAACGAUGCGUCGCCGUGGCUGGAUCUCGCCCUUUGUCGGCGUUCACAUUAACAACCACUUCAAUGCUGUACAUAUUGCCACUGACGAAGGACGAAUUUGUCGGCCUUACAUUAUUGUCAAGAACGGCAAGCCGAAGCUGAAGGCGGAGCACCUGAAGCUUCUCCAGCUCGGCAAGGCCACUUUUGAUGACUUCUUGACGAAUGGUGUCGUCGAGUAUUUGGAUGUCAACGAGGAGAACGAUACGCUUGUGGCUCUCUACGAAACCGACGUCAACCAAAGCACCACGCACAUGGAAAUCGAACCCUUCACAAUUCUCGGGGCCGUAGCAGGCCUCAUUCCCUUCCCUCACCACAACCAGUCACCCCGUAACACCUACCAGUGUGCAAUGGGCAAGCAAGCUAUUGGCGCAAUUGCCUACAACCAAUUCAACCGCAUCGACACAUUGCUCUACACCCUCGUAUACCCGCAACGACCGAUGGUCAUCUCCAAGACGAUUCAGCUCAUCCACUACGAUAAGCUGCCAGCCGGACAGAACGCCACAGUCGUUGUCAUGUCCUACUCUGGCUACGAUAUCGAGGAUGCCCUGGUACUCAACAAGGCCUCGUGCGACCGUGGCUUCGGACGCUGUCAGGUGUUCCGAAAGUACUCGGCUGAGCUGCAAAAGUACCCGAACGGUAAACGAGAACGCAUCGGAGACCCGCAGUACGAGGAGAUGGAGGGCAAGCCUAGAAGGCGCAUUGCCAAACACGCAGCUCUGGAUCCUGAUGGCUUGGCCAUGGUCGGUGGCCAGGUCAGGGCUGGUGAGGCCAUGGUGAAGAAGGAGACUCCUCUGGACACGGGCUCGACUGGUAUCGGUAACGACCGCGGCCCUAGCGAGUUCCGCGACUCGUCAAUAUCAUAUCGCAUCCCUGAUCCGGCAUACAUUGACAAGGUGAUGAUCUCUCAGAGCGAAAAGGACAACAUGGUCAUCAAGGUGCAGACGAGACAGACGAGAAGGCCAGAGUUGGGCGACAAGUUCUCGUCACGUCACGGACAAAAGGGUGUUGUUGGCAUUAUCGUGGAGCAAGAGGACCUGCCGUUCUCUGACAAGGGCCUGGUUCCUGAUAUUAUCAUGAACCCUCACGGUUUCCCCUCUCGAAUGACGGUCGGAAAGCUGCUCGAGUGCCUCACAGGCAAGGCGUCGGUCUUGGACGGUCGUCCGGACUACGGUUUCGGUGACGCCUUCCGCUCGCAUCCUCUCAAGCAGAUGAGUGAGGCUCUCGUCGACCACGGUUUCUCAUGGGAGGGCAAAGACUACUUCACGUCUGGCAUCACGGGUGAACCGCUUGAGGCCUACAUUUUCAACGGCCCCAUCUACUACCAGCGUCUCAAGCACAUGGUCCAAGACAAGAUGCACUCUCGCGCGCGGGGACCUCGUGCCAUCCUCACAAGACAACCGACGGAAGGUCGUUCGCGCGAGGGUGGUCUGCGUUUGGGCGAGAUGGAGCGUGACUGUCUGAUCGCCUACGGCGCCUCGCAGUUGCUGCUGGAGCGUCUUAUGAUCAGCUCGGACGGCACGGAGAUUGACAUCUGCCAGCAGUGUGGCCUGUUUGGUUACAAGGGCUACUGCCACACGUGCAGGAGCACCAAGGAGGUGACCAAGAUGACGAUGCCGUAUGCUGCGAAGCUACUGGUGCAAGAACUGAUUAGUAUGAAUGUCGGUGUGAGGUUACAGAUGGAGGACGAGUUCCCGCAUCCGAAGGAAUGA
This is a messenger RNA of Verticillium dahliae VdLs.17, 3483 nucleotides long. Its product is annotated as DNA-directed RNA polymerase III subunit RPC2. The coding region runs from base 1 to 3483 and encodes 1160 amino acids. Gene Ontology annotation, biological process: DNA-templated transcription. NCBI's taxonomy places the organism in Eukaryota, Fungi, Ascomycota, Sordariomycetes, Glomerellales, Plectosphaerellaceae. Gene Ontology annotation, molecular function: DNA-directed RNA polymerase activity; DNA binding; ribonucleoside binding. The record is from RefSeq and is a predicted model, not a curated record. The transcript is spliced from 2 exons. Gene Ontology annotation, cellular component: RNA polymerase III complex.